CCGCUUCCCGACCCCCCGGGCCGCCGCCGGUGAGUCCCGCUCCCGCUUCCCGACCCCCCGGGCCGCCGCCGGUGAGUCCCGCUCCCGCUUCCCGACCCCCCGGGCCGCCGCCGGUGAGUCCCGCUCCCGCUUCCCGACCCCCCGGGCCGCCGCCGGUGAGUCCCGCUCCCGCUUCCCGACCCCCCGGGCCGCCGCCGGUGAGUCCCGCUCCCGCUUCCCGACCCCCCGGGCCGCCGCCGGUGAGUCCCGCUCCCGCUUCCCGACCCCCCGGGCCGCCGCCGGUGAGUCCCGCUCCCGCUUCCCGACCCCCCGGGCCGCCGCCGGUGAGUCCCGCUCCCGCUUCCCGACCCCCCGGGCCGCCGCCGGUGAGUCCCGCUCCCGCUUCCCGACCCCCCGGGCCGCCGCCGGUGAGUCCCGCUCCCGCUUCCCGACCCCCCGGGCCGCCGCCGGUGAGUCCCGCUCCCGCUUCCCGACCCCCCGGGCCGCCGCCGCGCCGCCUCGUCGCUCCUGCAUGGCGUGGCCCUGAUGGGAGAUGACCGACCAGGAGAACAACAACAGCAUCUCCAGCAACCCCUUUGCUGCCCUCUUCAGCUCUGUUGCCGAUGCCAAACACUUUGCAGCUGUCCAUAAGCAGCAGCAGCUGCGGCAGCUCACAGGCGAGGAGGCUUCGGUCAGUCAGGAUGACUCCGACAACAGUGUCUCGGAGAGCCUGGAUGACUGUGACUACUCGGUGGCUGAGAUCAGCCGUUCCUUCCGCUCGCAGCGGGAGCUGUGCGAGCAGCUCAACAUCAACCACAUGAUCCAGAGGAUCUUCCUUAUCACCCUCGACAACAGUGACCCCAGCAUGAAGAGUGGGAAUGGCAUCCCAGCACGCUGCGUCUACCUGGAGGAGAUGGCCACGGACUUGGAGGAGCAGGACUGGCUGGACAUGGACAAUGUGGAGCAGGCCCUGUUCACUCGCCUGCUGCUGCAGGAGCCUGGAAACCACCUGAUCCACAUGACCUCUGCCAGCACCCAGAACCUCUCUGCUGACAGGGACGCAGGGGAGAGGCAGAUCCUGCACUAUCUCUACGCCUGCUUCCAGAGGGCAAGAGAAGAGAUAACCAAGGUCCCGGAGAACCUGCUGCCCUUUGCUGUGCGCUGCCAGAACCUGACGGUGUCCAACACUCGCACCGUCCUCCUCACCCCGGAGAUCUACGUCAACCAGAAUGUGUCAGAGCAGCUGGUGGACCUGCUGCUGGAGGCUCUGAGAGGGGCACAGUUUGAAGACAUGACUGAGUUCCUUGAGGAGGUGAUUGAAGCCCUAACAAUGGACGAGGAGGUGCGGACGUUUGGGGAGGUCAUGGUUCCCGUGUUUGACAUCCUCUUGGGCAGAAUCAAAGACCUGGACCUCUGCCAGAUCCUGCUCUACACAUACCUCGACAUGCUGCUCUACUUCACAAAGCAGAAGGAUAUAGCAAAGGUUUUUGCAGGCUACAUCCAGCCCAAGGAUCCCAGCAAUGGGCAGAUGUACCAGAAGACAUUGCUGGGUACUAUUCUAAACACCUCCUGCCUGCUGAAGACCCCUGGUGUUGUGGAGAACCAUGGCUAUUUCCUGAAUCCAUCCCGCUCCAGCCCACAGGAGAUCAAAGUGCAGGAGUCCAACAUUCAUCAGUUUACGGCCCAGUUCCAUGAGAAGAUCUACCAGAUGCUGAAGAACUUGCUGCAGUUGUCUCCAGAGACAAAGCACAGGAUCCUUUCCUGGCUAGGCAACUGCCUCCACGCCAAUGCAGGCCGCACCAAGAUUUGGGCUAACCAGAUGCCAGAGAUCUUCUUCCAGAUGUAUGCCUCAGAUGCCUUCUUCCUCAACCUGGGAGCUGCUCUCCUGAAGCUGUGCCAGCCCUUCUGCAAACCAAAAUCUCUAAAGCUGCUAACCUUCAACCCUACUUACUGUGCCCUGAAGGAGCUGAAUGAAGAGGAGAGGAGGAGUAAAAAUGUACAUAUGAAAGGUUUGGAAAAAGAGACGUGUUUGAUACCCGCUCUGAGCGAGCAGGAGCCAGAGUUUGCCAACAGCUACAAUCUGGUGACAGAGAACCUGGUCCUCACCCAGUACACCCUUCACUUGGGAUUUCACAGGUUGCAUGACCAGAUGGUAAAGAUAAACCAAAGCCUUCACCGCCUGCAAGUGGCGUGGCGAGAAGCCCAGCAGAGCUCCAGCCCCGCCGCUGACAGCCUCAGGGAGCAGUUCGAGCGCUUGAUGACCAUCUAUCUCUCCACCAAGACGGCGAUGACGGAGCCCCAGAUGCUGCAGAACUGCCUGAACCUGCAGGUGUCCAUGGCAGUGCUGCUGGUGCAGCUGGCCAUGGGCAACAGUGGCACGGAGCCGCUGGCGCUGACCUUCCCGCUGCCGGAGGUGCAGAGCAGCGCCUUGGCCUACGUGCCAGAGUUCUUUGCUGAUAAUCUGGGCGACUUCUUCAUUUUCUUGCGGCGUUUUGCUGAUGACAUCCUGGAGACUUCUGCUGAUUCCCUGGAGCACAUCCUUCACUUUGUUACUGUGUUCAUGGGUGAUGUGGAGAGGAUGAAAAACCCUCACCUGCGAGCUAAGCUGGCAGAAGUGUUGGAAGCUGUGAUGCCUCACUUGGAUCAGGCUCAGAACCCACUCGUCUCGAGCGUGUUUCAUCGCAAGCGAGUGUUCUGCUCUUACCAACACGCAGCCCAGCUCGCUGAGGCGCUCAUCAAAGUUUUUGUGGAUAUUGAGUUUACUGGUGACCCACACCAGUUUGAGCAGAAGUUCAACUACCGCCGCCCCAUGUACCCCAUCCUGAGGUACAUGUGGGGCACGGACUCGUACCGGCAGAGCAUCAAGGCACUAGCUGAUUAUGCCUCGGAGAACCUGGAGGCCAUGAACCCUCCUCUCUUCUUGCGUUUCCUUAACUUGCUGAUGAAUGAUGCUAUUUUCCUGCUGGAUGAAGCCAUACAGUACCUCAGCAAGAUUAAAAUUCAGCAGAUCGAGAAGGACCGUGGGGAGUGGGACAGCCUGUCCCAGGAGGCUCGGCGUGAGAAGGAGUCGAGCCUGCAGAUGUUUGGUCAGCUGGCGCGCUUCCACAACAUCAUGUCCAACGAAACCAUUGGCACGCUGGCCUUCCUCACCUCAGAAAUUAAGUCCCUGUUUGUGCAUCCUUUCCUUGCUGAGCGCAUCAUCUCCAUGCUCAACUACUUCCUGCAGCACCUGGUUGGGCCAAAAAUGGGAGCUCUGAAAGUCAAGGAUUUCAGCGAGUUUGACUUCAAGCCACAGCAGCUGGUGUCUGACAUCUGCAACAUCUACCUGAACCUCGGGGAUGAGGAGAACUUCUGUGCCACAGUGCCCAAGGACGGCCGCUCCUAUUCUCCCACGCUCUUUGCCCAAACAGUACGAGUUCUGAAGAAAAUCAACAAGCCUGGCAACAUGAUAGUGUCUUUCAGUAACCUGGCUGAGAGGAUUAAGUCUCUUGCAGACCGCCAGCAGCAGGAGGAGGAGACGUAUGCAGAUGCCUGUGAUGAAUUCCUGGAUCCCAUCAUGAGCACCCUGAUGUCAGACCCUGUCAUCCUGCCCUCUUCCCGCGUCACUGUGGACCGUUCCACCAUAGCCCGGCACCUCCUCAGUGACCAGACAGAUCCUUUUAACCGGAGCCCCCUUACCAUGGACCAGAUCAGACCAAACACAGAGCUUAAAGAGAAGAUCCAGCAGUGGCUCGCAGAGAGGAAAAAGCAGAAGGAGGAGGAGCUGGAGGACAGGCUGAACUGAGAUCCGGGAUCUUAUGCCCGGGCCUCACCUUGUCAUCGCUGACGCCAUAACUGCCUUGCAGGAGUAGUGGGAGCUCCAGAGCCACCCUCCUCCAGCCUGUGUCCUGUGCAUCGCCACCACCUCCGGAGCCUCCCUUAGCGACCUCCUUUUCUCUCCCUUGUUCUCUCUUUUCCUUACAAGACUUUACUCUUUAAUACUAAGACUUUCCACUGCGCUACAGCUUUGAGCCUUUGCUUGGGGGAAGACUGAAGCCUUGGCUGUGGGGCUGGGCACCCUGGCCCUCUGUCUCUUGUCCCUUAUGUUGGUCAUGUUCUUCAGCACCACCAAACACUUUGCUCUGCUCUA
This is a messenger RNA of Colius striatus (speckled mousebird), 4108 nucleotides long. RefSeq names its product ubiquitination factor E4A (gene UBE4A). Gene Ontology annotation, cellular component: cytoplasm; ubiquitin ligase complex; nucleus. The record is from RefSeq and is a predicted model, not a curated record. Gene Ontology annotation, biological process: protein polyubiquitination. Lineage: Eukaryota; Metazoa; Chordata; Aves; Coliiformes; Coliidae. The coding region runs from base 533 to 3763 and encodes 1076 amino acids. The transcript has 20 exons. Gene Ontology annotation, molecular function: ubiquitin-ubiquitin ligase activity.